AGUUAUUUUCCGAACUUUGAACGAUGUCGAAUAGAAGUAGAGCCAAGUUUUUUGUUUUUGAAUUUUGUAAAAGAACUGAGAUCUCCGAACGGACAGCUAAUACUUUAUUUGAAGAGGAAUUUAAUACGAAAGAGUCGCUAUUGGCUUUGACUCCAGAUGUUCUUGAACUUAUCAAGAUACCUUUGGGGCAAAAAUGUUUACUUAGAAAAGCUUUAAUUGAAUUACAUAAGAGCGAAACCGAAAAGGAUAGAGCGUCUACUCUGACACUUCCCGAAAUUCCCAGAGAUAGACGAGGCAGCGAUACAAGUGUUGUUUAUAGGAAACAUUCACCAUUUCCAACUCUUGAAGAACAGGUUGUUACCUUAAACAGAAGAUUUGACACUCUAUACGAAACUCAAGAGAAUGAAGCUACCAGAGAAAUGAAGAGGAGAUUACACAAGAAAAAGAAACCUAAAGACCUACCAAAGUUAACUUUAGCGGAAAGAAUUAAGAAUAAUAGAAAAGAAAAUUCGGCAAACUACUAUGCUAUGGAGAGUCUUGACGAAGAGUCUAAUGAGGCACCUCCGCUAGAAGUUUGGCCACGAUAUUCCUCUGAAGACCAGGAGAAUAUGACGCCAGUGUAUAAGGAGCAAAGAGAAACGGAUCAAAGCCCGAAAGAAGUUGAAGCUUAUAUUGAAUCUCUUGAAAAACUGUUAGAUAAUCAAUUAGAUUCGUUAAUUAUUGAUAAAGAAAAUAAUGGAAAGAAAAAAAAUAGUUUAACAGGUAUUAAAUCCAAUGACAAGUUAAAUAGCAUCGUCGACAAAUUAAACAACUCUCAAUCUAUUUCCGAUGAAGAUCUCCUUAUACUUGAGAGGGAAAUUUCAAACGAUUGUAUGAAAAAGAAACUAAGCUCUAUGAGACGUCAAUCUGUAAUAGGAUCGGAUGAUCUAAAUAAAAUUUUAGACGGAAAUUUUGAUAAAGAAUUAGAUGAAUAUUUAAAAAAUAAGUUUGUUAAUAAAUGAACAAAAGAUCAAACAUACUUAUGAUUUUAAUUAGGAUAGUGAAAAUUUUAUGGAACAAACAUCAUUUACUUAUUUCAUCCGCUACUGAAAUUGUGACGUGAUUCAUUAGCAUUAUAUGCUAAAAAUUCUAUUUUUCUUCCAUUGAAUAUUUCAAUCGAUUUGGUUUUGUCUUUACAAUAGUCAAUAUAAGCAUUGUGAUUUUUAUGAAUUUGACGCGGCGACUUUCGCUUGAAUAAUACAAAUUUCUUUUGAAAAUUUAACAAAA
Molecule: messenger RNA, 1266 nt
Organism: Dimorphilus gyrociliatus
Lineage: Eukaryota; Metazoa; Annelida; Polychaeta; Dinophilidae
Source: the annotation of a GenBank genome assembly